CCCAUGACGCGCAAGGGCCUGCGACGUGUUGCUCUGUGUGGCUCCCAGGCCCGAAUGCGGCUGGGCCGGGGUCGGUUCUGACUCUCCGUCCGGCGAAGGGGCCUCAUGUAAGGGAGCCGGAGACGGGCCGAGGUGGGAAGAUGACCUCGAGGAGAUGGUUUCACCCAAAUAUCACUGGAGUGGAGGCGGAAAACCUGCUCCUGACACGCGGAGUCGAUGGCAGCUUUCUGGCUCGGCCUAGCAAAAGCAACCCUGGAGACUUCACUCUUUCCGUUCGGCGGAAUGGAGCCGUCACCCACAUCAAGAUCCAGAACACCGGCGACUACUAUGACCUGUAUGGAGGGGAGAAGUUUGCCACCUUGGCAGAGCUGGUCCAGUACUACAUGGAACACCACGGGCAGCUCAAAGAGAAGAAUGGGGAUGUGAUCGAGCUCAAGUACCCACUCAACUGUGCCGACCCCACUUCGGAAAGGUGGUUCCACGGGCACCUUUCUGGGAAAGAAGCAGAGAAGCUUUUAACAGAAAAAGGGAAACAUGGGAGCUUCCUUGUCCGUGAGAGCCAGAGCCACCCCGGAGACUUUGUCCUUUCUGUCCGGACGGGGGACGAUAAAGGAGAGAGCAAUGAUGGGAAAUCAAAAGUGACACAUGUCAUGAUCCGGUGCCAGGACCUGAAGUAUGACGUUGGAGGAGGGGAGAAGUUUGAUUCCUUGACCGACCUAGUCGAGCACUAUAAGAAGAACCCCAUGGUGGAAACCUUGGGCACAGUCCUUCAGCUGAAGCAGCCCCUCAAUACCACCCGCAUCAAUGCAGCAGAAAUUGAGAGCAGAGUUCGAGAACUGAGCAAGCUCGCAGAAACAACCGACAAAGUCAAGCAAGGAUUCUGGGAAGAAUUUGAGACUCUGCAGCAACAAGAAUGCAAACUCCUGUACAGUCGCAAAGAGGGACAACGGCAGGAGAAUAAGAACAAGAACAGAUACAAAAACAUUUUGCCCUUUGACCACACCCGAGUUGUCCUACAUGACGGUGACCCAAACGAACCUGUUUCUGAUUACAUAAAUGCCAAUAUUAUUAUGCCCGCCUCUCUCGCCGGGACUCAAGGCGGAUUACACAGACCCGAGUUCGAAACCAAAUGCAACAACACCAAACCCAAGAAGAGCUACAUCGCCACCCAAGGCUGCUUGCAGAAUACUGUGAAUGACUUCUGGAGGAUGGUGUUCCAGGAGAACUCUCGCGUGAUCGUCAUGACCACAAAAGAAGUGGAGAGGGGAAAGAGCAAAUGCGUGAAAUACUGGCCGGAUGAGCAUGCACUAAAGGAAUACGGUGUCAUGCGUGUCAGGAACGUCAAGGAGAGCGCAGCUCACGAUUACACGUUACGAGAACUCAAACUUUCGAAGGUUGGGCAAGGCAACACUGAGCGAACAGUCUGGCAGUACCACUUCCGGACUUGGCCUGACCAUGGCGUGCCCAGCGAUCCUGGCGGAGUCCUGGAUUUCCUAGAAGAGGUUCACCACAAACAGGAGAGCAUUGCGGAGGUUGGCCCAGUCGUCGUUCAUUGCAGUGCUGGAAUCGGUCGGACCGGAACGUUCAUUGUGAUAGACAUUCUCAUCGACAUAAUCAGAGAGAAAGGCGUGGAUUGUGACAUCGAUGUUCCCAAGACCAUCCAGAUGGUGAGGUCCCAGCGGUCCGGGAUGGUGCAGACGGAGGCACAGUACCGGUUUAUUUACAUGGCGGUCCAGCACUACAUCGAGACGCUACAGCGCAGGAUUGAGGAAGAGCAGAAGAGUAAGAGGAAAGGGCACGAGUACACCAACAUUAAGUAUUCUUUAGCGGACCAGGCAAGUGGUGACCAGAGCCCGCUUCCGCCGUGUACUCCGACUCCUACCUGUCCUGAGAUGCGAGAAGAUAAUGCCAUGAGGGUGUAUGAAAACGUUGGCCUGAUGCAGCAGCAGAAAAGUUUCAGAUGAUGAGACCGUGCAAGGAGAGGUGCCGUCGGAGAAG
This is a messenger RNA of Euleptes europaea (tarantolino), 1998 nucleotides long. RefSeq names its product protein tyrosine phosphatase non-receptor type 11 (gene PTPN11). Lineage: Eukaryota; Metazoa; Chordata; Lepidosauria; Squamata; Sphaerodactylidae. The record is from RefSeq and is a predicted model, not a curated record. Gene Ontology annotation, molecular function: protein tyrosine phosphatase activity. Gene Ontology annotation, biological process: protein dephosphorylation. The coding region runs from base 141 to 1964 and encodes 607 amino acids. The transcript has 16 exons.